Messenger RNA from Penicillium malachiteum, 1353 nucleotides. It is a transcript of the gene rhgB, whose product is annotated as putative extracellular rhamnogalacturonase. Lineage: Eukaryota; Fungi; Ascomycota; Eurotiomycetes; Eurotiales; Aspergillaceae. Gene Ontology annotation, biological process: carbohydrate metabolic process. The transcript has 4 exons. Gene Ontology annotation, molecular function: polygalacturonase activity. The record is from RefSeq and is a predicted model, not a curated record. Bases 1 to 1353 code for a protein of 450 amino acids.
AUGCUUUUUGCCUUUCUUGCAAUCGGCCUGGCGCCACUGCUAGCAACUGCUCAAGUGAGCGCAGACUCCGUGGGCCCAACAACAUCCUACGCAUCUAAGGCCGACAACAAGAUUUGCAAUGUCUUAGAUUAUGGUGCUGUCGCUGACAACUCUACUGACGUUGGAGCACCUAUCAGUGACGCCUGGGAUGAGUGCAAGGAUGGUGGUGUGGUUUAUAUCCCACCUGGUGAUUACGCUCUUAACACCUGGGUUGACCUUACAGGUGGGAGUAGCUGUGCUAUCAACAUUGAUGGAAUCCUCUAUCGGACUGGAACCGAUGGUGGUAAUAUGAUCUACAUUGAGCACACUACCGACUUCGAAUUGCUCAGCUCUACUUCCGCCGGCGCAGUGCAAGGCUUUGGUUACGUCUACCAUGCGGAGGGGGACAUUUCUGGCCCCCGUAUUUUACGUCUGUACGAAGUUGAGGAUUUCUCGGUUCAUGAUCUGAUCCUUGUUGACUCUCCUUCUUUCCAUUUCUCGAUGGACACUUGUUCCAAUGGUGAGGUUUAUAAUAUGAUCAUUCGUGGAGGAAACGAAGGCGGACUGGAUGGGAUCGAUGUGUGGUCUGACAACAUGUGGAUUCACGAUAUAUCUGUCACCAACAAGGAUGAGUGUGUUACUGUCAAGAGCCCGGCUCAGAAUAUCCUGGUAGAGAGUAUCUACUGCAACUGGAGCGGCGGCUGUGCCAUGGGCUCUUUGGCCGAUGACACCGAUAUCUCGGACAUUACAUACCGAAAUGUUUACACUUGGUCCUCAAAUCAAAUGUAUAUGAUCAAGAGCAAUGGCGGAAAUGGCACCGUCUCGAAUGUCCUCUUGGAGAACUUCAUCGGCCACGGAAACGCAUACUCCCUUGAUAUCGAUCAGUACUGGAGCAGUGAGAGCACCGCUGCAGGAGAUGGAGUCCAAUUGAACAACGUCACUAUCAGCAACUGGAAAGGUACUGAAGCGGAUGGCGCUGAACGUGGUCCCAUCCGGGUCGUUUGUUCCGAUACCGCCCCUUGCACUGAUAUCACAAUUGAGGACUUCGCUAUGUGGACUGAGGAGGGCGAUUCCCAGUGGUAUCUAUGCGAGAGUGCAUACGGAGAUGGAGCUUGCCUUGAGAGUGGCGAUGAUUACACCUCGUACACCACUACUGUUACUGUGACCUCUGCUCCAUCUGGCUACUCUGCCACUAGCAUGGCUGCGGACUUGACUUCUGCCUUUGGCACUGAUUCAUCCAUUCCUAUUCCUACCAUUCCGACCUCAUUCUAUCCUGGCUUGACUCCUUAUAGCGCUCUAGCCAGUGCCUCGCCUACCUCUGUCUACCCUGUUUGA